CUUUACUCCGCUUUUACAUGGGAGCGCGUGUGGGUGAGCGAACGGACCAAAUGUACGCGGCGGCGGCAGAGAGAGAGGGAGGGAGGACAGGAGACAGUGCGCAGACAGGCGGCUCGGCACAUCAGCGGCGCAGCAUCUUCCUCAACCUCGUCUGAUCCCGACCGGCCGCGUCUUCAGCUGCCACCCCUCUGAUCCUGAUUCCACUCUAGCCGUCCGUCCCCGACUUUCUGUGGAGCUGUGGCUUCUUGUCAGCCGCGCUGCCAGUCUCUCCUGGCCCUUCUCUUAUUUCGCUCCAGUUUGUUGAAUAUUUAAUGGAAAAUGGCGAUCUGCGCUCAGCCGUGCGGCAUUUUCUGCCUGUUCACCAUCCAAACUCUACUUAUCGUAUGUGUCUCCACGCCGACAGCAGGGACCCACCUCUUCCCCCAGCACUACACAAUGAUUCACUGGGCCGGGCGCAUCGAGAAGGAGCUGGAAAAGGUUCUGCAACACGUCACCGGGACUCAGCAGAUGCGAUCGAUUUAUAAUGAGAAGAAGAGCCAGUUUGAAAUCAAGAGAAAUAACCCAAAGGACUUGGUGGAGAAAGUGGCACGAGACAUCUCCAAGCUGCUCGACAGUAAGAAGAAAGCCCUAAAAAAAUUGGCCAAAGAGGCGGAGUUGCUUCAGAAGGAGCACGUCUGGCAAGACUGGGUGAAGGAGAGUGACAUUUCAUACUACGAUUCCAAAGCGGAUUCAGACUAUACUGAGGAUGGAGAAGAGGAGAACUUGCUGGAAAACCCGUUCUCUUUGGAGUUGGAGUUUGUGGAUGAUCCCAAUUUUAAAAACAAGGUCAACUACUCAUCCAGUGCUGUGCAGAUUCCUACAGACAUAUACAAAGGCUCACCAGUCAUCCUGAAUGAGUUAAACUGGACCCAGGCACUGGAAAGAGUCUUCAUUGAAAACCGGCGGGACGACAGCUCUCUGCGCUGGCAGGUGUUUGGCAGUGCCACGGGAGUUACACGAUACUACCCAGCUACUCCAUGGAGAGCACCUAAUAAGAUUGACCUAUAUGAUGUCCGCAGAAGACCGUGGUAUAUCCAAGGUGCAUCUUCUCCAAAGGACAUGGUCAUCAUUGUGGACGUGAGUGGAAGUGUUAGCGGACUUACCCUGAAGUUGAUGAAAACCUCUGUGGUGGAGAUGUUGGACACGCUUUCAGAUGAUGACUAUGUGAAUGUAGCCAGGUUCAAUGAGAAGGCUGAUGCUGUUGUUCAGUGCUUCAAGAAUUUGGUCCAAGCCAACAUUCGUAACAAGAAGAUCUUCAAGGAGGCCGUCAUGCACAUGCAAGCCAAAGGAACCACAGACUACAAGUCUGGUUUCACAUUUGCCUUUGAGCAGCUUCUCAAUGAGAGCAGCACCCCGAGGGCCAACUGCAAUAAGAUGAUAAUGAUGUUUACAGAUGGCGGGGAGGAUCGUGCACAAGAAAUCUUUGAGAAAUACAACUGGCCCAACAAAACUGUCCGUGUGUUCACCUUCUCUGUUGGCCAACAUAAUUAUGAUGUCACACCUUUGCAGUGGAUAGCUUGUGCCAAUAAAGGUUACUACUUUGAAAUUCCAUCGAUUGGCGCCAUUCGAAUCAACACCCAGGAGUAUCUGGAUGUACUGGGCCGUCCUAUGGUACUCGCUGGUUCUGUAGCAAAGCAAGUCAAGUGGACAAACGUUUAUCAAGAUGCUCUGGGUUUGGGUCUCGUCAUCACUGGGACGAUGCCAGUCUUCAACCACACUGCUGAUAGUGGGUCUGCUCAGAACCAGCUCAUCCUUGGAGUCAUGGGAGUAGACAUUGCAAUCAGUGAAAUUAAAAAGAAGACUCCAACAUACAGACUUGGAGCCAAUGGCUAUACGUUUGCCAUCGACCCAAAUGGUUAUGUCCUGUUACAUCCAAACCUAAGACCUAAGACCAUUAACUUCAGGGAGCCUGUCACUCUGGACUUUCUGGAUGCAGAACUGGAGGACAGUAACAAAGAAGAGAUCCGUCGGCAGAUGAUUGAUGGCAAACCAGGGCAAAGGAAAAUCAAGACACUCAUUAAGUCAGUUGAUGAGAGGUACAUUGACAAGGCCGUACGGACGUACACGUGGAUGCCUGUGGAUGGCACAGAUUAUAGUCUAGGGUUGGUGCUGCCCACAUACAGUGAGAACCACAUCAAGGCAAACCUGAGUGACCAGAUCCUUCAGGUGCAGUAUAAUCUUCCCCUUUCUGUUGCAGAUUUUGAAUCCCUGCUGCCAAACAGUUUUGAGUCUGAAGGACAUGUAUUCAUUGCUCCCAGGGAAUACUGCAAUGAUCUGGAGCUAUCCAGCAACAACACAGAGUUCCUGUUGAACUUCAUUGCUCUCAUGGAGAAGGUGACCCCAGACUCCAAACAAUGUGACAAUUUGCUCCUUCAUAACUUGAUUCUGGACACUGGAAUCAUCAGACAGCUGGUGGACAAAGUGUGGAAGAAUAAAGACUUAAAUACAUAUGGCUUUUUGGCUGUGUUUGCUGCAACAGAUGGAGGCAUAACAAGAGUGUUUCCAAACAAGGCUGCAGACACCUGGGAGGAAGACACCGAGCCCUUUAAUGCCAGCUAUUACCGACGCAGCUUAGACAACAAGGGCUACAUCUUUCGAGCUCCAUACCGAACAGGCAGGGACGAGCAGCUGAACCCAGAGAACGAUACCAUCGGGAUCCUGGUCAGCACAGCGGUAGAGAUGACAAUAGGAGGGAAGACCAUCAAACCUGCAGUGGUUGGAGUGAAACUAGACCUUGAAGCGUGGGUGGAUAAAUUCAAGAUUCUUGCCAGCAAUCACACAGACAACCGCCAAGGCUCAAACACGUGUGGACCAAACAGGGUUUGUGAAAUGGACUGUGAAGCCAACAGUGAUGACCUCCUGUGUUAUUUAAUAGAUGAUGGUGGAUUUCUAAUCAUGUCCAAUCAGAAGGAAGACUGGUACAAGGUGGGCAUGUUCUUCAGUGAUGUCGACCCAUACUUGAUGUACGCACUCUACAACAAUUCCUUCUACAGCCGUAAGCAGUCUUUUGACUAUCAGUCUGUGUGUGAGCGGAUGCCAAACAGUGAAGCUGGAGCUGCACCGCGACAAGUGUUUGUGCCCACAAUUGCAGAUUUUGUAAACGUGGCUUGGUGGACAUCAGCAGCCGCAUGGUCCUUGUUCCAACAGUUUCUGUAUGGAGUGGCUUAUCACAGUUGGUUUGUCACAGACGAGGUGGAUGCUGAAGGAUUCGAUGUCAAAGAGAGGAGCUGCGUAAUGAUCCAGACGCAGUACUACUUCAGUAACCUCAGCAGCUCCUACAACAUACUGCAAGACUGUGGCAACUGCUCCAGGCUGAUUCAUGCCAAAAGGAUAAACAACACCAACCUGCUGUUUGUGGUGGCGGAGAAGAUGCCUUGCAACACCUGUGAGAUAGAGAAGUUGUCCCAAGAGGAGGAGGAAUUCAAAGAUGAUAAACCAUGUGAGGAAAUGAAUGUGGCACGCUACAGAAAAGGACCCUCCAACUGCUUUGACAAUAAUAUUGCUGAGAACACAUCAGAUUGUGGGCGGGGCCACGCUUUCCGUCCUUGCCUCUACACUUUACUGCUCAUUCAGCUGCUGCUGCUUUAUCCAACCUUCAGCCCUCAUGUUCACUCACUACUACAGUAACUCCAUUCCUCCACGUGUCCUCCACAAGCUUGUUUCCUGCCCUGUCUUUAACCCCGCCCCUCACCAAAUCCAUGCCCCUAUGCCCCACCCCUGAUAUAGUAUAAUGCUAUAGGUACCUGACAUAGGUAAUAAUGGGACUUCUCAUCACAGCAAGUUGGAAGCCCUGAGUGCCACGCUACCCAGCUCGCUUCAGUUCUUGUCGCUUAGUGACAACUGCCGGACAUUUGCGUCCUCAGCCAGUUAACCUUCAUCUGCAGGAAGAGUAGGCGGUGUCGGACCGCUGGGAUCAUCGGCGGCAACAUCGGAAAAAACAAAACAAGCCACAUGACCCAUUGCCUAUAAGAGAGGGAGGGAACAGACAGGUUGAUGUCAUUGUCAUACGGACUGGAGAGUUUAGGACAUUUGUCCAUCUUCGCCAGUGUCUUUGGGACAGACGGUGAGACAUGGACUCCCCCCCCUCUCUAUCGCUCACCUUCAUCUCAGAGUCUCACCGCUCUGUCAUUCUCCUCUCCCGAGGAGCCGUGGACCAUUCAGCAAGUAUUAGCCACCAGAAAAGAUAAAAAAGAACUUUCAUGUAUACAAAAUGUCACGUGUAAACUGCUGAAGUGAUGCAUACUCCAAAUGUACGUAUAUUUAGGUGAUCAUUUGAAAUGGAAGUCGUUAGGUGUUUAAAAAGACAUGAGUUCAUUUAUGCACUAUAUCUACUUGCCAAAAUGAGAUAGACUUUGAUGUGGUCUUAUUUUUAUAGCCAAAACACAGAGGAAAGUGGCUUCAGAUUCAGAUUGAGGACAAACUGUGAUGAAAAGACAGAAACUGAAUGCUGAUUCAUUUCCUGCUGCUCCACAGAAAACACAUCCUAAGAGGAUGAUUGAAAUUAUACAACAUUUAUCUCAUUCUUUGGAGUAUUUUUCUUCUAUGUCCAGCUCGUGCUGACGUAGUAGUUUUGAGACUGCAGUAAAAUAUCAAUCAGUGUUCAGUUACAGCCGAUUUGUUGAUGUCGUGUCAUGUUCUUUACCACCUAUGGGCUGUUCUGACAUCUGGUUCAGACUCAUGUUCACCAAACAAAACCAUUCUGCGCUCUGUGAUGUGAAAGCUCGUCUCUGCCAAACCUCACGAAGCGUCUCCUGUUAACUUUAACGCUCCUGAUCUAAGAGUCCACACAAGCCCUCUGCCUCCCGAACAUCUUGUGGUAGUUCCAGCUGGGUUUUUGGCUUGUCUUACCUUUUUGACUGAUGCUGUUCAAACUUCAUUCGCUGCUGGGGGUUUAGGGGCUUUCAACAUUUCCAAGGGAAAUGCAGAAGAGGCCACUAAAUAUAAUGAUCACAUAGUGGUGUGGUUGUAACUUUCACCAUUUGUUAUUUGGUCAUUAUGACUUGUGAAAAGGCGUUUAGCCUCCUGUGUCGAGGAGCUACUGUUUCAUAGUGCCUUGAUGCACUUAGUUUUGGGGCGCACUGGCUUGUUAGGGUGAAGAGACCAUAUAGUAGCUUUAUAAGGCAUCUAGUCCAUGGACCAAGCAGGUUUUUGGGUAUCAUCUAAGGGGACUAAACAGCACUUACAAUCCAGCCUCAAUCAUCGUCUGCCUGAAUCAUAUGUGUGUUUGUGGUUGUGAGUGGAUGUACGUGUAUUUGCUAGGUUGACUUAAAAAUCCUUUAAGGGAAUGUCUUUCAAAAGAGUGACACGUGAGGAAUGACCGUUGUAGUCGCAUAGCUGUUAUCCAGUUCCUACGGUGUAAUACAGUGUUGCUGUGGAGAAAAAGAAAGGAAUUCAUCACUUACCGUCAAUUGAGCUUAAAUAUAUUAAAAAAGCAUUUCAGCCUCUUUGAUUCAGAGUUGUCUGAAAGAAUGUGUAGUACAUCAGUGUUUCAAGUGCAACAUAGCCUCUCUAAAUGCCUUAGUGUUACACAGAACAGAGAACUAACACGUUUCCCCUUCAUGUACACUCUAUUACCCACAAAUAUGUCCUCCAAAAUACUCUGUUCCUGAGGUUUCUUGGUGUUCUGAAGUAAGUAUAGUGAGCUCUAAUUUUUGUUCUUUGAGUCUUGCGAUGAUUAGUUAUUGACCCUGCUCGAUGAAUGCUUGAAGUGGUG
Molecule: messenger RNA, 5752 nt
Organism: Thalassophryne amazonica
Lineage: Eukaryota; Metazoa; Chordata; Actinopteri; Batrachoidiformes; Batrachoididae
Gene: cacna2d2a
Product: calcium channel, voltage-dependent, alpha 2/delta subunit 2a
Exons: 38
Coding region: 319-3666 (1115 amino acids)
Cellular component (GO): voltage-gated calcium channel complex
Molecular function (GO): voltage-gated calcium channel activity
Source: RefSeq, a predicted model, not a curated record